AUGAAAGCUCAGUCAAAUUCCCACCCGCCCGCUAGCUCCCGUCCACUCCCCUGGGCAGUUGGCUGUGCCCAAGAAAACGAAAUUAAAUCCUCACUGACCUGCCUGAACGUGGGCAGUGGGCGGUGCCCAAGAGAAAUCAUCCAAAUUCCCACUGGCAGCUCGCUUGUGGGUGCUCUCCUGCGCGGAAAUAAUUUAAAUAUGUCCCAAUCAAAGAAAGAAGGAUGGGAGUCAUCAGAAGAUCUGAGAAGACAGCUUGGACUUUUAAAAUCAGAAUGUUUACUGCAAAGUACCCUUACUGGCAUUAAAAUUAAAAAAUAUUCGAAGAAAAUAGAGGACCUAAUAAACACGGAGAAGGCCAAGGAAAGUACAAAGAAAGUUCUACAGAGAUACAGAUUAUCAGGAAAUUGCCAUGUGAUUACAUUUCAUCUUGAGUUUCAGGUUCUGGAAAUUCAGAAUCAUAAAGAGUUAUCUUCUGUAAUUACUGACCUGAAUAUAAUAAUGGAACCCAAAGAGUAUCCAGAAUUGAAUGAAUUUGUCUCUAGAGUGGAAGAAAGAAGAGAUCUUUUCAUGUUUUUCAAGAGUCUACACUUUUUUGUGGAAUGGUGUGAAUAUCGAAAACACACAUUUACACAUUUCAAGGAAAAAUAUCCAGAUGUUGUCUACCUCUCUGAAGGUGCCGCCUGUAACUGCAUGAGGAUCCAGAGCACCAGACAGCCUGAAUUUGAAUUAAUAAUUGUUUGGAGGAUACAAGUAGAUGACAAAGGGAAAGUUCUGCCAAAGCUGGAUCUUUUAACCAAAAUCCCACAACAAGCUAGGAAACGGGAUAAGAAGGAAGUCCAGAAACGUGCUCCUGUCUGCUUCCGCACCCUGCUGGGGGUACUUGGAAUUGAAGCCUCUCUAGAAAGCCUGAUAAAAUUGUUUCUCAGCACAAAAGAAUGA
This is a messenger RNA of Elephantulus edwardii (Cape elephant shrew), 939 nucleotides long. It is a transcript of the gene CENPP, whose product is annotated as centromere protein P. Gene Ontology annotation, cellular component: chromosome, centromeric region; nucleus. The record is from RefSeq and is a predicted model, not a curated record. Bases 1 to 939 code for a protein of 312 amino acids. The transcript is spliced from 8 exons. Lineage: Eukaryota; Metazoa; Chordata; Mammalia; Macroscelidea; Macroscelididae. Gene Ontology annotation, biological process: CENP-A containing chromatin assembly.